AUGGCGGUGGCAGAUGUGAAGUUAAAUUCACCAACUCAAACAAACACUCAAAGUGUUGUUGUCAAUGUCAAAGAAAGAGAUGUUGAAAUGGGGAAACCAUACGAAGACCAAGAUGGUAUAACAAUUGUUCCUGUAAAAGAACAACCAACAUAUCCUGAAGUUAGCAGAGACUUAAGUUCUGUUGCAGAUAUUCGAAACGACUACCAACAACUUAAAGACAAACUUAAAACUCAGGAGAAGAUUUGUCAGGCUUUGGGUAUAAUGUUAAACUUGGUUGAGCACAACCCUGUAAAAGUGAACUCAUAUGUCAUCGCACCUCGUGA
Trichomonas vaginalis G3 is the source of this 323-nucleotide messenger RNA. Its product is annotated as protein of unknown function, DUF4106 family. The annotation marks the transcript as partial. NCBI's taxonomy places the organism in Eukaryota, Parabasalia, Trichomonadida, Trichomonadidae. The record is from RefSeq and is a predicted model, not a curated record. The transcript has a single exon.